UGAAUUGUCUCAGCCUCCGCCCUGAUGAACUGGUUGCUACUGUGCUGGGGACACAAAUAGGACCAAGUACAAUCGAUUUGAUGACUGCACGAGGGUUUGCGGCCGGCAAAUAUGACUGCAUCGGGGCCACUCAUGGCCCGGCUGAUGGCUGAUGGCACCUCUUUGUGGCAACCAAGCAUCCCCGGGGUACAAAGAAAUCCUCUGGCUGUGUGCUGGCAGGAUUUGGCCCAAACACCUUCAACACAGCCCCAAUGCCAACUUGAAAUGCGAUCCAGUAACUCCGCAAAUGUUGCUGUAGAUCCUGACCAGAGGGCCUGUUUCAAAUAGCAGUGCGACCAGGGGUACGCGCUUAAACGUCAUAAUAAUCAUUCGUGCCCCAGUCAUCUUUGCACCCUGAAUUUCUGUCUUUUGGUGAUGCCUUCUAUAUUUUCUUUGUGUGCUCACGACGUUCUUUAACCCAUUUAUGCUCCAUUAUGGCUCUGUUUGAAUCCGCCAACUGCGAUCGAAAUGCGACCGCUCCAACAGCCAGCGAUGCCGGCGUCGCAGGCGCUGGUAUCCUACUAUCGUUCAUGAUCACGGCACUGCUCGCCAUCAUAUUAUCGAGUAGCGUCAUUUUUGCCGAAAUGCGAGGGAGAGACUCGGUCAUCCGGCGGAAGCUGCUCAACGGUUAUAGCGACUCUCAAAUUAUGCAGGGAAUUGGUAUCCAGAGUGUUGGACUGGCGAAGAUGAACAGCUUGGUGCCGUAUCACUUCUUCCUCAUAUGGAUGCUGUCACUCCUUUCCAUGGCGACCCAUAACACGACACUUUUGGCUCUUAAACAAGAUUACCGCCGCGAUUGGGUAAUUCGAUGGUUGCGACAGUUUCUAAUGUUCGUCAAUUUGGCGUUGUCAUGCGUGUCUGGCGUCUUUGUUCUCGAGGGUGUUUCAAAGGGUCUUGACGACAAAACUCUCCCCAUAUCCUGCGUGUGGGAAGUUGAGGGCAAAGGCGCUGCCUCAAACGCUGGUCUUUCUUACGUCGGCACAAUCGUCGUUAUUGCUGGUAACUGCAUCAUCUUUGGCCUGGCGACCUGGUAUCUUCACAGCAAGCAGCAAAGAUUCUAUAAGAUCAUCCAGGUUGUCGGGUUGGUGUUGAUGACAGCUAUUGCAGUUGGAGCAGCGAUUCGGAUUAUCCUGCUUUCCCAAGCAUUUGGUCACCCGUCGAUCGAGCUCAAAGACAAUGGCGAGACUGUAUGGAGCUUCGGUCAGCUUCUCUCCAUGCUGCUUCUUAUCCUUCCCUUGGUCAACGUCAUUGAGAUCUACCGAGGAGAGAUCCAAGUCCCAGGUCCAAUUCGAGACGACCGAGCCAAAGUAUACGACGGUGAACUCCAGGAUAACCCACAAGGGUCGCGGACAAAUCUCUUUCAAAAGUAAGGGACAAAGUCAGGAAUUAUAUCUUGAAUUGAGAGAGAGACCACGAAUCUGGUCUUAUGAUUGGGAACGAAGGCAGGAAUUGUGAUGAAAAACAGGCUUUACUGCAAGAAAGAUACCCUCUUUUCUUUCUAUCCUUAACAAGCAAGUAUUUAGAGAUUUGAAUCAUCCUCUCGCAUUGCAGGGACUAGAUAGGUAGUUUGCGCUGGGCGCAGCUUCCUGUCUACUAACUACCUUAACUUGGGUAUCUACCAAGCCACCUAUAGAAAAUGAAAUUGACCUAUUGCGCUUGCCCGUACUCUUUCGACGC
Molecule: messenger RNA, 1716 nt
Organism: Fusarium verticillioides 7600
Lineage: Eukaryota; Fungi; Ascomycota; Sordariomycetes; Hypocreales; Nectriaceae
Exons: 2
Coding region: 474-1409 (311 amino acids)
Source: RefSeq, a predicted model, not a curated record